CCAAAGAGCAGAAUGAAUUGCUGCUUAUUGCUAUCUUCUUUGUUGGGACUUUCUCUCCUAUGGCCUUGCCUUACAGCAACAGAAAACUCUAAAAUAGAGAAAGUUAAGCACCCAGCAGGACCUCAUUUGAGAGUGAGGCGUGGCUGGAUGUGGAACCAGUUUUUUGUACCAGAAGAAAUGAAUAAGACUAGUUAUCACAUUGGCCAGCUAAGAUCUGAUUUAGACAAUGGAAACAAUUCUUUCCAGUACAAGCUUUUGGGAGCUGAAGCUGGAACUAUUUUUGUCAUUGAUGAAAGAACAGGUGACAUAUAUGCCAUACAGAAGCUUGACAGAGAGGAACGAUCCCUCUACACUCUAAGAGCCCAGGUAAUAGACACCAGCACUGGAAGGGCUGUGGAGCCUGAGUCUGAGUUUGUCAUCAGAGUUUCGGAUAUCAAUGACAAUGAACCAAAAUUCCUAGAUGAACCUUAUGAGGCCAUUGUACCAGAGAUGUCUCCAGAAGGAACAUUAGUCAUCCGGGUGACAGCAAGUGAUGCUGAUGAUCCUUCAAGUGGCAAUAAUGCUCGUCUCCUGUAUAGCUUACUACAAGGCCAACCAUAUUUCUCCAUUGAACCAACAACAGGAGUCAUAAGAAUAUCUUCUAAAAUGGAUAGAGAACUGCAGGAUGAGUAUUGGGUAAUUAUUCAAGCCAAAGACAUGAUUGGUCUGCCUGGAGCACUGUCUGGAACAACGAGUGUAUUAGUUAAACUUUCUGAUGUUAAUGACAAUAAACCCAUAUUUAAAGAAAGUUUAUACCGAUUGACUGUCUCUGAAUCUGCACCCGUUGGGACUUCUAUAGGAAAAAUCAUGGCAUAUGAUAAUGACAUAGGUGAGAAUGCAGAAAUGGAUUACAGCAUUGAAGAAGAUGAUUCACAAACAUUUGACAUCAUUACUAACAAUGAGACCCAAGAAGGAAUAGUUAUAUUAAAAAAGAAAGUGGAUUUUGAGCAGCAGAACCACUACGGUAUUAGAGCAAAAGUUAAAAACCGCCAUGUUGAGGAGAAGCUCAUGAAAUAUCACACUGAAGCCUCCACCACUUUCGUUAAGGUCCAGGUGGAAGAUGAUGACGAACCUCCUGUUUUUCUCCUCCCAUAUUACAUAUUUGAAAUCCUUGAAGGAAGCCCACAUGGAUCGUUUGUUGGCGUGGUCUCUGCCGCAGAUCCAGAUCAGAGGAAUUCUCCUAUUGGGUAUUCUAUUACUGGAAGCAAAGUGUUCAGUAUUGAGGACAAUGGCACAAUCAUCGCCUCCAACCCUCUUGAUCGAGAGCUUAGUGCUUGGUACAACCUCAGCGUUACAGCCACGGAGAAGUACAAUGUAGAACAGAUUUCUGCAGCCGCUGUGUAUGUGCAGGUUCUUAAUAUUAAUGAUCAUGCUCCUGAGUUCUCUGAAUACAGUGAGACAUACGUUUGUGAAAACGCAGCCUCUGGUCAGGUAAUUCAGACCAUCAGUGCAGUGGAUAGAGAUGAAUCCAUAGAAGAUCACCAUUUUUACUUUAAUCUGUCUGUGGAAGACAUAAAGAAUUCAAGUUUUACAAUCAUAGAUAAUCAAGAUAACACAGCUGUAAUUUUGACUAGUAGAACUGGUUUUAGCCUUCAAGAAGAGCCUGUCUUCUACAUAUCCGUCUUAAUUGCCGACAAUGGAAUCCCAUCACUUACAAGUACAAACACCCUAACCAUAUAUGUCUGUGACUGUGAUGACAAUGGCAGUACACAGACCUGCAGUAAUAAGGAUCUUAUGCUUUCCAUGGGAUUCAGGACAGAAGUCAUCCUUGCUAUUCUGAUAUGCAUUAUGAUCAUAUUUGGGUUUAUCUUUUUGAUCCUAGGGCUGAAACAACAAAGAAAACAGACUCUAUUUCCGGAGAAAAGUGAAGACUUUAGGGAGAAUAUAUUCAGAUAUGAUGAUGAAGGGGGAGGAGAAGAAGAUACAGAGGCCUUUGAUAUUGCAGAGCUGCGGAGCAGCACCGUCAUGAGGGAACGUAAGGCGCGGAGAGCCACCUCUGCAGAGAUCAGGAGCCUGUACAGGCAGUCUUUGCAGGUUGGCCCAGACAGUGCCAUAUUCAGGAAAUUCAUUCUAGAAAAGCUCGAAGAAGCUAAUACUGAUCCUUGUGCCCCUCCAUUUGAUUCCCUGCAGACCUAUGCUUUUGAGGGAACAGGGUCCUUAGCUGGAUCCCUGAGCUCCUUAGGAUCAGCAGUCUCUGACCAGGAUGAAAAUUAUGAUUACCUUAAUGAAUUGGGACCUCGCUUUAAAAGAUUAGCAUGCAUGUUUGGUUCUGCUAUGCAGUCAAAUAAUUAG
Messenger RNA from Diceros bicornis minor, 2331 nucleotides. RefSeq names its product cadherin 19 (gene CDH19). Gene Ontology annotation, molecular function: calcium ion binding; cadherin binding. The transcript is spliced from 11 exons. The record is from RefSeq and is a predicted model, not a curated record. The coding region runs from base 13 to 2331 and encodes 772 amino acids. Gene Ontology annotation, cellular component: adherens junction; catenin complex; plasma membrane. Gene Ontology annotation, biological process: calcium-dependent cell-cell adhesion; cell morphogenesis; adherens junction organization. NCBI's taxonomy places the organism in Eukaryota, Metazoa, Chordata, Mammalia, Perissodactyla, Rhinocerotidae.